CCCUUCUGGAACUGGAAAACCAUCGUGGGCUUCGGCGCCGCCGGCGCGUACUUGGCCUACAGCGAGUGGAUCUUCGACGCCUACGCGCGGGCCACGGAGGUCGAUCCGAGCGGGCUCCUCCCCAUCCAGCUCGAGUACCGGCUCAAGACGUUGCCCGUCUACCAGCAGUUGGCGAACACCAGCGCUGGCGACGACUGGGUGAUGAUGAAGUCGUACGAGAACUUGGACCGCAACGCGCUUGACAACAGCGCGGCGUCCGGGGCGUACGUGAGGCUGGGGAACACCGCCGCCGCCGCCGUGAAAAGCGAGGCGGCGUACGCGGCGCAGCACUUGACCAGCCACACGCUCGCGCAGCCCGGCGGGAUCGCUGUGCCGCCCGUGAUCUUCCACAACCGCAGCACCAACGACACCGUGACCAUUGUCCACAUGGGCUACCGCUUGUGCGGGUACCCGUUCAUCGUGCAUGGCGGCAUGUUGGCCACGUUGCUCAACGAGACCUUCAAGCGGAACGCCUCGUUGCGCCAUGACGCCGCGGGCUUCUUGAAGGACGACUACAAGGUCGAGAGCCUCGCGAUCUCGUACCGCCGCCCGGCGUUUGCCGACCAGUUUUUCGUCUUGCGCACGGAACAAGUGCCGGCGCCGGGCCCGGACCGGCCCGCGGUCUACAAGAGCACGAUCGAAGCGGAAAACGGCGCCGUUUUGGUCGAGGCGCACGCGACACUCAGACACACGGGGCGGGCGUCCCACCGCCAUAGCCAGGAACAGGCGAGCCGCUGGGCGCUUUUCUAG
This is a messenger RNA of Metschnikowia bicuspidata var. bicuspidata NRRL YB-4993, 789 nucleotides long. RefSeq lists its product as uncharacterized. The annotation marks the transcript as partial. Lineage: Eukaryota; Fungi; Ascomycota; Pichiomycetes; Serinales; Metschnikowiaceae. The record is from RefSeq and is a predicted model, not a curated record. The transcript has a single exon.